AAAUAAACUCCAUAACCCUCAAAGCCAAUCUCAUCUCUCUCUCUCUCUCUCACUGGAACGCGAAGAAGAAGAGACAAAGAAAACCUCCCUCAUUCUCUUCUUCUGUUAUUCCGAAACAAAAUCUCUUCUUCUUGAUCUGGUUUUUCUUUUUCUCCUUUAAUUUCUUUUUCAUAUCACUGAUCCAAACAAUGGCUACAGUUAAUGGGUACCAAGGUAACACACCCAUGGCCGCUCCUGCAGGGACCCCCUCGAAGCAGGCUGUGCCAACGGCGAAGACUGUUGAUACACAAUCUGUGCUCAAAAGGUUGCAAUCUGAAUUGAUGGCAUUGAUGAUGAGUGGAGAAUCUGGUAUAUCUGCAUUCCCUGAGGAGGACAAUAUAUUCUGCUGGAAAGGAACAGUCACUGGAAGCAAAGACACAGUUUUUGAAGGAACUGAAUACAAGCUAUCCCUUUCUUUUCCAAACGACUACCCCUUCAAGCCACCAAAGGUGAAGUUUGAAACCAGCUGCUUCCAUCCUAAUGUGGAUGUCUAUGGCAACAUUUGCUUGGACAUUCUUCAGGAUAAAUGGUCAUCCGCUUAUGACGUUCGAACAAUACUCUUAUCUAUCCAGAGCCUCCUUGGAGAACCAAAUAUAAGCUCGCCUCUAAACACUCAAGCUGCUCAACUUUGGUGCAAUCAAGAAGAAUAUAGGAAGAUGGUUGAGAAGUUGUACAAGCCUCCAAGUGCAUAAUCCUGAGAAGAAGAUUGCAUUUUAGGCGCAGAAGCUUAUGUAAACUUUUUCUUCCCAGUAGAAGGGAAGGGUGGAACGAAGCUUUUUAUAACUUUUUCCCUUUUUUUUUCGUUGUGCCAUCUCAUUUUAUUUCUAUAGUUGUUAGACCAUGAUUUAAUGCAAUGAAUGAAUAUAUCAUUGCUCUUAUGCACUCUCUCUCUCUUGUCAGGAGGGCAGGGAAUUUCCAUUAUAAACGCCUUUUGGUUUCUGGAUUUGAUUUUAA
Messenger RNA from Hevea brasiliensis (rubber tree), 993 nucleotides. Its product is annotated as ubiquitin-conjugating enzyme E2 20. The record is from RefSeq and is a predicted model, not a curated record. The transcript is spliced from 6 exons. NCBI's taxonomy places the organism in Eukaryota, Viridiplantae, Streptophyta, Magnoliopsida, Malpighiales, Euphorbiaceae. The coding region runs from base 189 to 731 and encodes 180 amino acids.